UCAAAGAUGGGGAUGUGCUUAUUACUAUACAUAUGCAGUGUUGUAUUGACGUGUAAUUUGGUACAGGGGGAUACAGAUUUCAAACCAAAUCCAAACUCACUGCGUUUCACAAUGUUAGCCGACUGGGGUGGAAUGCCUGAUUCACCAUAUAGAACUCCUAUAGAAAUGGCUGUCGGCAGUGCUAUGGGAGCUAUAGCAGACACUUACGGAUCACAGUUCACCUUGGCAUUGGGUGAUAACUUUUAUUAUGAUGGAGUGCAAAAUGUGGAUGAUCCAAGGUUUAAGAAUACAUUUGAAAAUGUAUUUGUGUCAAAGUCAUUACAGAAUCCAUGGUAUUUUAUUGCUGGUAAUCAUGAUCAUAAUGGAAAUAUUUCAGCACAAAUAGACUAUUCUAAGAUAUCGCCUCGUUGGAAUUUUCCUGACACCAAUUACAGCAAAGUUUUCAGUAUUGGCAACUCUACUAAAACAUUAUUAGUGGUGAUGAUAGAUACUAUUAUAAUAUGUGGAAACACAGAUGAUGCUAUAACAGGUUCUAAACUGGAUGGACCGGUAGAUCCAGCUGCUGCUCAAGCACAGUUGCAAUGGAUUGAUGACACUUUGAGAAAAUCUAAUGAUACAUAUAUAAUAGUUAGCGGUCACUAUCCUGUCUGGUCUAUAGCUGAGCAUGGCCCCACUGAGUGUCUCUUGCAACAACUAAAACCUAUGCUGGAAAAAUACAUGGUUACAGCAUACUGCAGUGGACAUGACCAUAGCUUACAGCAUAUCAAAGGAAACGACAGUGUAAACUACUUUGUCGUUGGUUCUGGUGCUAUAGUGGAUCCCUCUACUAACCAUACAGAUGCCAUCCCACGUGGAUCACUCCAGUUUCAUUAUGCUGAUCCCAAUAGUCUUGGGGGAUUUGCUUUCGUUGAAAUGACGCAUCAAAGUGCAGUGUUCACAUUCAUUGAUGCUACAGCCCAUAAAGAUCUAUACCAAACUACACUUUAUCCAAGAAAAAGAUGAUGACAUAUAGUUUUAUUAUAAUAUUAACUGUCAUCAAGGUUGGUAUUGGUUACUUCGUUUUGCAACCUUGUGUUUUUCUGUAACAUCAGAAUGACUAAGAAUGGUUUACGC
Molecule: messenger RNA, 1113 nt
Organism: Saccoglossus kowalevskii
Lineage: Eukaryota; Metazoa; Hemichordata; Enteropneusta; Harrimaniidae
Product: tartrate-resistant acid phosphatase type 5-like
Biological process (GO): bone resorption
Molecular function (GO): acid phosphatase activity
Source: RefSeq, a predicted model, not a curated record